AUGGGAACCUGUUAAUCGUAGAAGCAAAAUAAGAACUUUGCGAAUUAAAUAAACUAAAUUAAUCUGGCUACUUAAUUUCCUAGACUUACAGAUUAAAUCCAUUUUUUUGAUUAGAUUAGUUUGGAACAAUUAAAUUAGCCUGAUUUGUCAGCCUUUUUGUCUAAACAUAUAAACAAGAAUAGAAUAGUCAAUGAAGGCAAGACUUGGAUUGUAGUUAAUGAAGUCAAAUGCAUUUUAAAUACGAAAUCAAUUGUUCUAAUACGAAACUUUAUUCCAGAAACAGAUGCAGCCAUGCAAUUGAUAUAUUUACUCAAAUAACUAAUUUCAGUAUCAAUGAGAGUUUAAGAGUUAUAAGUGGAUUUUAAUGAGUAUGCUGUUGAAUUGUUCCAUUACUUUCAGGCUUAGCUGGUCUAAGUUUCAAUAGAAGUAUUAUUGGCUGUGAACACAUUAAUGAAGAAAUAGGAACACUGGUGGAAUGACAACUAUUUUAGCUGGAGGAAAAAUUAUAUACAAUCGAUGUUUAAAAUUAAGUAGCCUGAUGUAGAGAAGGUGGAAAUCAUCCAUCCAUUCUUUGAAUACAUUGCCUUGUUAAAGGAAUGUGCCAAGUAAUUUUGUAAUCAACUCAAAUCUCCAGAUCUUAUAGCCAUAGACAUCAAGGCUUAAUAAGAAGUCUUAGAAUAAUUUUACAAUCAAUUAAGAACUGGCUUUUUAUAAAAUCAAUCCACUCAAGUAGAUAGCAUCAAUUGGGAACAUCAUUUGGCUUCUAAACAAUUAGAAUAACGACUUUAAACUUACACUCUCUUCAUUAAAAAGAAAAACUCUAUUUCUUGA
Messenger RNA from Paramecium tetraurelia, 831 nucleotides. RefSeq lists its product as uncharacterized. The transcript is spliced from 2 exons. NCBI's taxonomy places the organism in Eukaryota, Ciliophora, Oligohymenophorea, Peniculida, Parameciidae. The record is from RefSeq and is a predicted model, not a curated record.